UUGUGUCUGUCUAUUGGUCUUUGGACGUGCCCGAGUUGGUCCAAAAGCAAAAUCCGAAAAUCGCCAGCGAUUGUCAUCGUCCGCCUCGAACAACUGGGUGAGAAUCACGGCACCAGUCGAUCGCCGACCACCAAUCUCUCUAUUAGCCUAGCCGUUCGCAAUCAACAAAACAAAGGCGGAGCAAAAAUAUAUGAACUUGGUAAGGCGCAAGAGAUCAUGAAAGAAGCUUGUUCACCCAAGAGUCAAAAUACGGAAUUAGGUCAUGCUGAUGAUAAGCAGGAGGAGGUUAUUGUUGCGGUAGAGCCGGUGGAAGAGAAGCUAUAUGUUUCGGAGGAAUCGGCGGUGGAUCAUGCAGGACCUUAUGUGCCGGAUACGAGCCGAUUACUUCCUCCUAACAGCAAAUUUCAUAAGCUACUGCAGUCGUGUGCAUAUAAUGGCUCAGAUUCCGAUGACGACGAUGAGAAAGAUCAAGCAUUCAGGAGAAAGGAAACUACCCUAAUUGCCCAACGUGCUGUGAAAUUUUUCAACAAUAAGAAUGUAUUUUAAUCUACUGGUUCCCCUACUUCAAUCCCUUUGUCUGAAAUGCUUACGUGAUGAUCCCGAUUAAUUGUUUGUUUGGUUGAUUGGAUUUGAACAGGGUACCAACUAUGUGGUUGUUGAGGCUCUGUUUAGUCGUUCGGUACUGUUUAAUCACGCAAUUGUAUGUCAUGCUAACUUUACUGCCAAGGAGGAGAAUGGCACGAACAGUACUCUGUUGUUUUUUGCAGAGACGCUCAAAUACUACGGGCAGGGAGCCUUUCGCGUUCUGGAUUGUAUCAACUUGAGCGCUUUUGAAAAGGAUCUUCUCUGCAAAGGUUGUGUCUAUUGCCAAGAAGCUUGCUUUCAUCCUCCUAUGAAACUUUGCCAAUAUGGUGCGAAUGAGAUGAAUGAUCAUAACAAGUUUUUAUACAACAAGGUGUCUGACUCCGGAUCUUCUGACUCAGAUGAAGAAGGCAAUUGAUGGCAACCUGCUGAAGUAGUAAAAUUCAUAGAUAUAUAUGUUGGUAGCCACUGAUGGAUCGACCAAAGAUUUGGUUAUAACUUAUAUACUCUAUAUAUAUAUGCUGGUGUCUAGAUGAGAUUAAAACUUCUUUCGAUGUUGGUAUAUGUGUUAUUAUGUAUUGUGCGAUAUUAGUAGUAGUCAAAGCAGUUCCAUCAAUUUCGGUAGGUAUAUUUGUGAUCCAGAUUGUAUUUUGGUUUAUGACCGACUAAAAUAUUGAUACCAGCUUAUUGCUCAACCAGUAUUAUGGUUAUCGAUGGUAUGAAAUCCUCUCCCCAUGCCAUUA
Molecule: messenger RNA, 1325 nt
Organism: Linum tenue
Lineage: Eukaryota; Viridiplantae; Streptophyta; Magnoliopsida; Malpighiales; Linaceae
Source: the annotation of a GenBank genome assembly